CAUCCAGGAGGUGCUGUCCACCCUGCCCAGUUCUGAUGACUUCUUCCUCCUCCGCUGGCUCCGAGCUCGGAGAUUCAACCUGCAGAAAGCGGAGGACAUGCUGCGAAAGCACAUGGAGUUCCGGAAGCAGCAGGACCUGGACAACAUCCUUGCCUGGAAGCUCCCGGAAGUGCUAGUACUGUAUGGCGCAAGUGGUAUCUGUGGCCAGGACUAUGAGGGCAGCCCCGUCUGGUACCACAUCGUCAGGAACCUGGACCUCAAGGGGCUCUUCUUCUCCGCCUCCAAGCAGGAUCUACUCAGGUCUAAGUACCAGAGCUGUGAGCGGCUCAUGCACCAGUGUGAGGAGCAGACUCAGAAGCUAGGGAAGAAGGUGGAGAAAGUCACUGCCAUCUUUGAUUUAGAGGGGCUGGGCCUGCAGCAUCUGUGGAAGCCAGGAGUGGAGUUAGCCCAGGAGUUCCUCUCAGCACUCGAGGCAAAUUAUCCUGAGUUCCUGAAGCAUAUAAUUGUGGUAAGAGCCCCCAGCCUGUUUGCUGUGGCCUUCAACCUGGUCAAGUCGUACUUGAAUGAGGACACACACAGGAAGGUGGUGCUGCUGGGAGACAACUGGAAGCAGGAAUUGACAAAGUUCAUCAGCCCUGACCAGCUGCCUAUGGAGUUUGGGGGCACCAUGACUGACCCAGAUGGUAACCCCAAGUGCCUGACCAAGAUCAACUACGGAGGUGAGGUGCCCCGGAGCUACUACCUGCGAGAGCAGCUGAGGAUACAGUAUGAGCACAGGGUGACCGUGGGCCGAGGCUCCUCCCAGCAGGUGGAGAAUGAGAUCCUGUUCCCAGGCUGUGUGCUCAGAUGGCAGUUUGUAUCAGAUGGCGGGGACAUCGGCUUUGGGGUUUUCCUGAAGACCAAGAUAGGGGAGCGGCAGAGUGCUGGGGAGAUGACAGAAGUUCUGGCCAGCCAGCGCUACAAUGCCCACAUGGUGCCGGAGGACGGGAGCCUCACCUGCCUCAAGGCUGGCGUCUAUGUCUUGAGAUUUGACAACACCUACAGCCUGGUUCAUUCUAAGCACAUCAGCUACACCGUGGAAGUGUUACUUCCAGACCAAGCCUUUAUGGAGAAGGUGAAGUUCUAGACCAAUCAUUUGGCCCCAUACCCUCCUCUCCGAUCUCUGGACCCACAGUGAGCUCACAGCCUUCCUCGACCAGACCCCUGCCCAGCCCCUCCAGGGACAGCUACACUAGCAGGUUGCAGUUUGGCCAUUAUUGCUGGGAGCAGUGCCCUGGU
Messenger RNA from Octodon degus (degu), 1278 nucleotides. RefSeq names its product putative SEC14-like protein 6. Bases 98 to 1126 code for a protein of 342 amino acids. Gene Ontology annotation, cellular component: cytoplasm. The record is from RefSeq and is a predicted model, not a curated record. The transcript has 11 exons. NCBI's taxonomy places the organism in Eukaryota, Metazoa, Chordata, Mammalia, Rodentia, Octodontidae.